UGGCCAAUCAAGCUUGGAGAAGUACCGCCUUACAAAGGACCAAAGACACCAGAUGGAAGGGAAGUUAUUUUUUACAAGAUCAUUGAUUAUAUUUUGCUUGGGAAAGAAGAAAUUAAAGUUAUCCCCACACCUCCUGAAGACCACUGGUCCCUUGUGAGUGGGCUGCCCACGUACGUCGCCGAGAAUGGAUUUAUUUGCAACAUGAUGAAUGCCCCAGCAGAUGAAUACUUCAAAUUUCAGAAAGAAGCGGUGGAUGAGACAGGAUGGUGUUUAAAAAAUGUCCUCUCGCUGCCUAUUGUCAACAAGAAGGAAGAGAUUAUGGGAGUGGCCACCUUUUACAACAGGAAAGAUGGGAGGCCGUUUGAUGAAUAUGAUGAGCAAAUCACAGAAGCCCUGACACAAUUCCUCGGCUGGUCUGUUCUUAACACUGACACAUAUGAGAAAAUGAACAAACUUCAGAAUCGAAGGGACAUUGCCCAAGAGAUGCUGAUGAACCAAAUGAAAUGCUCACCGAAGGAGCUGCAGAGUAUCUUGAAAACCAAGGAAAAGUUAAACAAAAAUUUAGAUGACUGCGAGGAAUCGGAUCUCGUAAAAAUAUUGAAAGAGGAACUGCCAGACCCAGGCGCACUAGAACUCUAUGAAUUCCGUUUCAGCGACCUCCCUGUGACAGAACAUGAGCUGAUUAAGAGUGGUAUCAAAAUGUUUGUUGAACUAAAAGUCAUUGAAAAGUUCAAGGUGCCUGUGGAUGUUUUAACAAGAUGGAUGUAUACAGUGAGGAAA
Staurois parvus is the source of this 780-nucleotide messenger RNA. NCBI's taxonomy places the organism in Eukaryota, Metazoa, Chordata, Amphibia, Anura, Ranidae. The record is from the annotation of a GenBank genome assembly.